ACUCAAGGAGAGAAAAUAACAGUUUAAUGCUUUUAUUACCAUAAGCAAUUCUAUUAUAAAGUCUUUUUGAUCUGUUGAUUACACUAAGCAAUUAAUAUAAUGGACUGAUAUAUCCUUUCCAAGGUCAUUUACAUAUCAACAUCCUAGGGGAAGUAUGUUAAAAAUUCUCCACAAAUUCUUCUCACAAGAAAGGACCACUGCUUGGAUCCCAGCACGUGUUGUGCUGGGAGUCCUAGUAUUUACAAUCUCAGCUGCAUCAUGCAUGCAUGGUUCCAACAUGGGGAUCAUAAUUAUUGACAUGGUAGCUCCACCAACAACAUCAAUAUUUGGUGACUCUAAGUGCAAACCUGGGAAUGAAAAUUUCCAAACCGAUAUUACACUACAACCUCAGAUAACUGAGAGGUACAGCUGGAAUCAAGUCCUACAGUCUGUUAUACUUGGAACUUACUAUCUUGGAUACAGCACAACACAGAUCUUUGGAGGAAUGCUGGUAGAGAACUUUGGAGCCAGAAGUGUGGUUCUUGUAACCUCUUUAUUAUCUUCUUUUUGUACUGCAUUAAUUCCAUUAUGUGCUCAAGGUCACUACACACUUGUCAUACUGAGCAGGUUCAUCAUUGGUCUCUGUGGGGUAAUCUAUCAACAUGUUUUUAUUCAUACUGAUGUUAUUAAAAUGACACUUUAUUUCUACCACGAGCCAGAUUACCCAAUAACUGAGAGGUACAGCUGGAAUCAAGUCCUACAGUCUGUUAUACUUGGAACUUACUAUCUUGGAUACAGCACAACACAGAUCUUUGGAGGAAUGCUGGUAGAGAACUUUGGAGCCAGAAGUGUGGUUCUUGUAACCUCUUUAUUAUCUUCUUUUUGUACUGCAUUAAUUCCAUUAUGUGCUCAAGGUCACUACACACUUGUCAUACUGAGCAGGUUCAUCAUUGGUCUCUGUGGGGGUGCCAUGUACUCUGCUACGCAUGCUGCAAUUGCCCACUGGAGUCCACCCAAUGAAAAAAGCAAAUUUCUCUGGUGCACAAUAGGUGGAACAUUUGGAACAAUGGUGGCAUUUCCACUGUGUGGAGCCAUUUUGAACUUCUUGGGCUGGCAGGCUGCUUUCUAUGUCACAUCAGGAUUGAUGCUAAUUGUUUGCUUAGCAUGGUCUUUAUUCAUGUACAACACACCGCAAGAACAUCCCCAAAUAACACAGGAUGAACUGCAGUACAUACAGAAUGCCAAUGGAUACAUUUCCAAAAAUAGGAAACCAAAAUUCCCAGUAAAGAAGGUGUUCACAUCUGUUCCUGUCAUAGCAUUGGUGAUUCUUCAAAUUGGUGAUGUCUGGGGGCUAUUCCUUGCAGCAAAUUACGGCCCCAAAUUCAUGAAGGAAGCUUUGGGAUUUGAUCUCCUAUCUACAGGAGGAUUAGCUGCACUGCCUCACAUGUCUCGAUUAAUAUUUUGGACAAUCUUCAGUGCUGUAACAGACAGCAUCCAUGCAAUGAAACUGAUGUCUAUUACACGCCUGAGGAAAACAAUGACCAUCUUCUCUCACCUGGUACCAGCCAUCUUCUUAUUCUUGGUGGGCGAACUGGGCUGCAUGCCAUACAUUUCCAUUAUGUGCCUUGUACUUUGUCUGGGGUUCAAUGGCGCUGCUGUAGGCAGUUGCUUAGCCAAUCCUCAUGACUUGACUCCCAAUUUUGCAGGUACAAUAUUUGGCAUACAAAAUGGUGUAGCUUCCAUAUUCAGUGCAAUGUCAGGCUUCAUAGUGGGUGCAAUAACUAAGGAGAAGAAUGGACUGGCAGAAUGGAAGAUCAUCUGGGAAACUGGCGCAGCAGUAUACAUAUUUACUGCUAUAUUGUUCUUCAUGUGGGGAACUGGUGAAAGACAAGAAUGGAAUGACAGUGGUGAUUCUACAGUGCCUGAAGAUAAUUCUAAGGCUGCAUCUCAACAAACACCAGAAACAUAAAUAGCAGAAAAACAAAAUCACCAAAAAUGAUUAUUCAGAAUUAAAACCAUAUUAAACAUAAAUAAGAUUUAGUUGCACUGAUUAUUCAAAUUUAAGAUUAAAAUGACAACUAUUUUAC
Molecule: messenger RNA, 2066 nt
Organism: Zootermopsis nevadensis
Lineage: Eukaryota; Metazoa; Arthropoda; Insecta; Blattodea; Termopsidae
Source: RefSeq, a predicted model, not a curated record